CGUGUCGCUGGCCCUUAACGGUCCCUGCUGACUCUGUCACAACCUCUGUCGCGCUGUGAUCUACACUGGUCGUGGGAAUCGUAGCAGGGACUCAGGGAGACCCAGGAAACCUAGAUAUGGACUCAGUGGCCUUUGAGGAUGUGGCUGUGACCUUCACCCUGGAGGAGUGGGCCUUACUGGAUUUUUCACAGAAGAAACUCUACAGAGAUGUGAUGCGAGAAACCUUUAGGAACCUGGCCUCAGUAGGGGAAAAAUGGGAUGAUCAUGACAUUGACGAUCAGUACAAAAACAAAGGGAGAAAACUAAAAAGUCAUAGGGUAGAGAGACUCUAUGAAAGUAAAGAGGAUAGUCAGUAUGGAGAACACUUCAGCCUUAUUUCCAAUAUGAAUCUGAACAGAGAAACCACUGGAAUAAAAGUACACGAAUCUAGUGCAUGUGGAAGCAUCUUCAUGCAUCAUUCAUUCCUUAAUAGACACAUCCCUGGGCACAAACCAUAUGAGUAUCACAAAUACAAAGAGAAACCAUAUAAAUGUAAGGAAUGUGAUAAAGCUUUCAGUUAUUUCCAAUUUUUUGAUGAAAGAAAUCACAAUGGAGAGAAAAACUGUAAAUGUAAGGAAUGUGGAAAAGCCUACACAGAUUGCAGUUCCUUAGAAACACAUGAAAGAACUCACACAGGAGAGAAAUGGUAUGAAUGUAAGCAAUGUGGUAAAGCCUAUCGUCUUCCUGGUUCUCAUCAAAAACAUGAAAGAACUCACACUAGGGAGAAGCAUUAUGCAUGUAAGGAAUGUGGGAAAGUCUUUGGUGAUCGCUCAAGCUUUCGCGUACACAUGAUCAAUCACACUGGAGAAGGACCUUAUAAAUGUAAGGAAUGUAAGAAAGCAUUCAUUUCUCCCAGUUCUAUUCAAACACAUGAAAGAACUCACACUGGAGAGAAACCUUAUGAAUGCCAGGAAUGUGGGAGAGCCUUCUCUCGUCACUAUGCCUUAAAAACACACAUGAGACUACACACUGGAGAGAAACCCUAUGAAUGUCAACAAUGUGGUAAAGCCUAUAGAUGUUCUGAUUCCCUCCGAAGUCAUAAAAUAACUCAUACUGGAGAGAAACCCUAUGAAUGCCAGGAAUGUGGGAAAGCCUUCUCCUAUAAGCAAACCUUAAAAAUACACAUGAGAGUGCACACUGGAGAGAAACCCUAUGAAUGUAAACAAUGUGGUAAAGCCUAUAAAUAUAAGUAUACAUUUCAAACACAUGAAAGAACUCACACAGGAGAGACACGGUAUGAAUGUAAGCAAUGUGGUAAAGCGUUCAGUUACCCCCGUUCUUGUCGAAACCAUGAAAGAACUCACACUGGGGAGAAACAUUAUGAAUGUAAAGAAUGUGGGAAAGCCUUUAAUUAUCUGUCAUGUCUUCGAGUACACUUGAUCAGUCACACUGGCGAUGGUCCGUAUAAAUGUAAGGAAUGUGAGAAAGUGUUUAUUUCUCGCAGUUCAUUUCAGAUACAUGAAAGGACUCACACGGGAGAGAAACCCUAUGAAUGUAAAGAAUGUGGGAAAGCCCUCUCCUCUAAGCAAACCUUAAAAGCACACAUGAGACGACACACUGGAGAGAAACCCUAUGAAUGUCAACAAUGUGGUAAAGUCUUCAGAUGUUAUGGUUCCCUCCACAAUCAUAAAAGAACUCAUACUGGAGAAAAACCCUAUAAAUGCCAGGAAUGUGGGAAAGGCUUCUUCCACAAACAGAAGUUAAAAAUACAUGAGACUGCACUGGAGAGAAACUAUGGAUGUAAACAAUGUGGUAAAGCCUUCAGGUUUUACUUUUCCCUCCAAAACAUGAAAGAAGUCAUGAGAGAAACCCUAUGAAUAUAAGCAGGGUGGUAAAAGCCUGUGGAGCUUACAGUUGCUUAGAAACAAGAAUUCAUACAUGAGGGAAGCCCUAUGAAUGUAAGAUUUGGAGAAGUUUCAGAUACUAGUUUAUGCAAACGUGAAAGAAAUUGCAGGAGAGAAACCCUAUGAAUGUAAGCAAUGUCGUAGAGCUUUCAUUUCUCAUCUAGGUUUUUAAAUACACAAAACUCAACACUGGAGGAAAUUCUAUGAAUGCAAGCAUUGUGGUAAAGCCUUUAUUUGUCACAACCACUUGAAGAUGCAAGAGUGCACACGGGAGAGACAUCAUAUAAAUGUAAAGAAUGUGGAAAGACUUUAAAUAUCCCAGUUCCUGCCAAAGACAUGAAAGGACUCACUGGGUAAAACAUGAAUGUAAACUGUGUGGGAAAGACAUCAGUUGGCCCACAGCCUUACAUGUGAACUCCCACCAAAGAGAAAUAUAAAGAACGUGAGAAAACUUGAUAGAAAUUAACCCAUUUGUAAUGUUCCAGACAACUUUCAGCAUGAGGUAGUUGUUAGUAAAGUUGUAAAUGUAUUGCUUUUAUCAAGUUUUUAUUUUAAAGUACAUAAUUGGAAUGUGGAUUUCUACUAAUUACUUUCAGUAAUGAAUGUUGAGGUGAGAAAAUUCUGUGAGUCAUCUUCAACAAUAGUACCUAAGAUUGAUAGGUUAGUGUUUUUUCCUUAAAACAGUUAAUAUUUUUUUUCUAUUUUUUGGCUUGUUUGAAGGGCAUUUCUAAAAUGCAGUUGUUUUAAAAUGUGUUAUUUGUUUUGUGUUAAGGAGCCAUUGAAAUUUGACAAGAGUGGUAUUUUCCUACUGGCCUUGUGACAGUUCUUGGAUAUCCAUAGUUAUCCAUAGUUCAUUAUAUAUGUACUAUUGUACUUUCUUAUUGACAAAGCUCCUUUUUUAGGACAGGUAUAAGUGCCUCUUUCCAUUUUUCAUAUGUAUAAACAAUUGUAAUACUUUGUAUGGCAAAUUAAUUAAAGAACAUAUUUUCAUGUGAAUUAACUAUUUUUAUAUUUGGGCCUUUUCUUUUUCUUUGCUGACUGUUAUUUCCUGAACAGACAUUGAUUUAAGAAGAGGGAGCUGCGAUAGGGGGUAACAAAAUCUGGAGCUGGAGAUAGUGCCCUGUGGGUAAUGUUAGGAACUAGAUUUUCCAGAAUCCAUGCCUUUUGUGGUCUAUGUUAAAAUUCAUUAAUAGCCUCACUUGCAUGAGAUUUGGAAGGCAAAAACAAAGAAGGCAUUAGAUUUAAGAGCCACAAUGGGGGGCGGGGAAGCAGAUGCACAGGAGCUUUGAAAACAUCAGCUUCUAGCCCAUUGUCCUGAUUCUUUGCACUUGCAGUCAAGACUGUCCUCAAAACUACCAGCAACUGCUUAAUACCCAUUUUUGAGAAGUGUAGAUUUCCUCUGAUGUCUUCAGAACUGCCACAUAAAAGACCUGUCAGUGUGGGUUUUUCUGUCAGCCCUCUUGUGUCCACCAGGAAGCUAAAUCAGACUUUUGUGCUUGGGAGUAUUGUCUGAUUCCCCUCUUCUCUAGAUUAUAUCAGUAUAAGGUCUAAUUUUUACAGGAAACACCUUAUGCUGUUAACAGUGCUGGUGAAUAUGUUUUCUUGAUUCACCGACACCUCUACAGUGCUACCAUCAGAAAGAAUGGCAUGGGAGUUUGUUUCUCUGCUGCAUUUGUACACUGGCUGCUUUGACUGGGCCUUCCAUGUGAGAAAAAUCACCCUCAUGUCAGGAAAACUGUGGGUGUUUCCUGUUACUUGUA
Rhinolophus ferrumequinum (greater horseshoe bat) is the source of this 3643-nucleotide messenger RNA. Its product is annotated as zinc finger protein 14-like. NCBI's taxonomy places the organism in Eukaryota, Metazoa, Chordata, Mammalia, Chiroptera, Rhinolophidae. The record is from RefSeq and is a predicted model, not a curated record. Gene Ontology annotation, biological process: regulation of DNA-templated transcription.